GAGCAAACAAGAGUUAUCACCAUCACUUUCAACCUCUCUUCAAAGUUACUGUUAGUAAAAUUCAUGCUCACACGGAUGCUAUGUUGGUAACCAUGGAAGCUGGAGCAGCUUGGUAGCGAGUACCGAUUAAGUUUUAGACUUUUGUGUAUUGCUAGAAAUAGAAAUGGCGGUAUUAUGGUCUCUACGACUUCCAUUAACAACUCCAUGGAAAAAUGGUUGUUCUUAUGCUAAUCUCAAACUCUUUUCUUCUCCAUCAUCGUCUUCAUUCUUUCACCAUAAAACUAGACUCAACAUUCUUCUUUCUCACUAUUUCAUUGCUUCAUUAUCGUCAUCACUUUCAACUUCUGCACAAACUCACCUUGCGAUUCCAGUUCAGGAAUUAAUCACUUCUUCUAAAUGGGAAGCUUUUCGGAAAAAGAAAGUUGCCAUGCGUGUUGGCUAUGUCGGUUCCAACUACAAAGGUUUGCAGAAACAACGGGAGGAUAAUAUUCGCACCAUUGAAGAAGCCUUGGAAAUCGCCCUGUAUAAAGCUGGUGGCAUCCGCGAUAGUAAUUUUGGUAACUUAAACAAAAUUGCUUGGGCAAGAAGUAGCCGAACUGAUAAAGGAGUUCACUCACUGGCCACCACAAUAUCGUUGAAAAUGGAAAUUCCUGAAUAUGCAUGGGAGAAUGAUCCAAAUGGUGUUGUUCUUGCGAAUCAUGUUAAUAUGCAUCUCCCUGAUGAUAUUAGAGUGUUUAGUAUAUUACCUUCUCAAAGGAGCUUUGAUCCUCGACGGGAAUGCCAUAUCCGAAAUUAUUCCUACCUCCUUCCAGCUGAAAUUAUUGGAGUAACAAGUCACUCCACUGAUGCUGAAAUUGAUUAUAAUAUACAGGAUUUCAAUGGAAUUCUUAACUGUUUUGAGGGAGAACACCCUUUUCAUAAUUACACAGCCAGGUCAAAUUACCGAAGAAGGCCCACUAAAGGCCGUGCAAAUCGAAGACACAAAUCACCUAAUAAACUGCCAUCCGUGGAGGUUGAGGAAAACCAUACUGAUUGUCAAUCCUCAGUCCACGAAGAAGAUGCAUUGACUGAUGAAGAAUCGGUCACUAAUCUUUCUGAUGCAAGCGUUGAUGAGCUGCUGGAUUCUGAAGUUGGGCAUGAGUGCGAGUCAGGGACGAGAACUCCUACUGAAGUUAGGUUCGCUAGAUGGCUUCAUGAGCGUGAUGAAGCAGACAGUCUCAGUUCUGCUCAUUGGAGGAAAAUAUUUCAGUGUUCUUGCAGCAAGUUGGAGCAAUCUCAUGGAAUGGAUUUUGUGGAGAUCUCGAUAUGUGGGGAGUCUUUCAUGCUACAUCAAAUUCGGAAAAUGGUUGGUACCGCUAUUGCAGUUAAACGUGGCUUGUUACCGAGAGAUAUCCUCAAAUUGUCACUUAACAAAUUCUCGAGAAUUAUUCUCCCUCUUGCUCCAUCAGAAGUUCUACUGUUGAGAGGAAAUGAUUUUAGACUGAGGAAGCUACCUGGAAAUAAGAAAAGGCCAGAAAUGCACAUUCUUGUUGAUUCUGAAGAAAUUAAUAAUUCAGUUGAUGAGUUCUAUGUAACUACACUUCUACCUCAGGUUUCUAAAUUUAUGGACCCUUCUAAAUCUCCUUGGAAAGAAUGGAUUGAGAUUUUGGAUACCAAUACAAGUAUACCAGAAUCGGAGUUGGAUGAAGUCAGAAAUGCUUGGAAUGUUUGGAAUGAAGAGUUCCAAAACAAGAUUCUUCAGAGAAAGAAAAGUGUAGUGCAUGAUUGAUUAAAGUCCUAGAGAUGAAUACUCCAAUCUCACACUUUUUAAUCAUGAGAAUUUAUACAAUGGGUGUUGGUCAAUCUGAAGCUGUAUUCUACACGACCAUCCUGCUGCAGGUGAAGUCACUGAUUUUCCUUUUCUUUCCUAGUAUCCUGUUGCUCUUGCCAAUAGGAAUCGCCGGGUGGGUGCAAAUGGGGUUUUUAAACAUGGUAUGCAUAUGAUUAAGUUGUACAUGCAGUUUGGCUUUUUCUGAUCUUGUCUAAUAUCCAAAACUGCAUAUUAUUAUGAAAUUUGUUACUGAA
This is a messenger RNA of Amaranthus tricolor (Joseph's coat), 2064 nucleotides long. Its product is annotated as putative tRNA pseudouridine synthase. Gene Ontology annotation, biological process: mRNA pseudouridine synthesis; tRNA pseudouridine synthesis. Gene Ontology annotation, molecular function: RNA binding; pseudouridine synthase activity. The transcript has 8 exons. Bases 164 to 1768 code for a protein of 534 amino acids. The record is from RefSeq and is a predicted model, not a curated record. Gene Ontology annotation, cellular component: nucleus. Lineage: Eukaryota; Viridiplantae; Streptophyta; Magnoliopsida; Caryophyllales; Amaranthaceae.